GGCAGGAGGCACUUGGGGAUCGUCCGCAGGGCUGGGACUGCUACAGAGGCCGCCACGGAGCCUUCCGGAGCCACCGUUCCUGCUGCCGCUGCUGCUGCCGCUGCCCGGGUCGGAACCGCCGGGCCGCAGCCGCAGGCAAUGCCGCGAAGGAAGAGAAAUGCAGGCAGUAGUUCUGAUGGAACCGAAGAUUCCGAUUUUUCUACAGAUCUCGAACACACAGACAGUUCAGAAAGUGAUGGCACAUCUCGCCGAUCUGCACGAGUCACCCGCUCUUCAGCCAGGCUAAGCCAAAGUUCUCAAGAUUCCAGCCCUGUACGAAAUUUGCAGUCUUUUGGCACUGAGGAGCCUACCUAUUCUACCCGAAGGGUGACGCGUAGUCAGCAACAGCCCACACCAGUGACUCCCAAAAAGUACCCCCUUCGGCAGACGCGCUCAUCUGGCUCCGAGACGGAGCAGGUGGUCGAUUUUUCUGAUAGAGAAACUAAAAAUACAGCUGAUCAUGAUGAGUCACCACCUCGAACUCCAACUGGAAAUGCACCUUCUUCAGAGUCAGACAUAGACAUCUCUAGCCCCAAUGUGUCUCAUGAUGAGAGCAUUGCCAAGGACAUGUCCCUGAAGGACUCAGGCAGUGAUCUCUCUCAUCGCCCCAAGCGUCGUCGCUUCCAUGAAAGCUACAAUUUCAAUAUGAAGUGCCCUACCCCAGGCUGCAACUCUCUAGGACAUCUUACAGGAAAACAUGAGAGACAUUUCUCCAUCUCAGGAUGCCCACUGUAUCAUAACCUCUCGGCCGAUGAAUGCAAGGUGAGAGCACAGAGCCGGGAUAAGCAGAUAGAAGAAAGGAUGCUGUCCCACAGGCAAGAUGACAACAACAGGCAUGCAACCAGGCACCAGGCACCUACAGAGAGGCAGCUGCGGUAUAAGGAAAAGGUGGCUGAACUCAGGAAGAAAAGAAAUUCUGGACUGAGUAAAGAGCAGAAAGAGAAAUAUAUGGAACACAGACAGACCUAUGGGAACACUCGGGAACCUCUCUUGGAAAACCUGACAAGCGAGUAUGACUUGGAUCUUUUCCGAAGAGCACAAGCCCGGGCUUCUGAGGAUUUGGAGAAGUUAAGGCUGCAAGGCCAAAUCACAGAGGGGAGCAACAUGAUUAAAACAAUUGCUUUUGGUCGCUAUGAGCUUGAUACUUGGUAUCAUUCUCCCUAUCCUGAAGAAUAUGCACGGCUGGGACGUCUCUACAUGUGUGAAUUCUGUUUAAAAUACAUGAAGAGCCAAACAAUACUCCGCCGGCACAUGGCCAAGUGUGUGUGGAAACACCCACCUGGUGAUGAGAUAUAUCGCAAAGGCUCAAUCUCCGUGUUUGAAGUAGAUGGCAAGAAAAAUAAGAUCUACUGCCAGAACCUUUGCCUUUUGGCCAAGCUUUUUUUGGACCAUAAGACAUUGUACUAUGAUGUGGAACCCUUUCUAUUCUACGUUAUGACAGAAGCGGACAACACUGGCUGUCAUCUGAUUGGAUAUUUUUCUAAGGAGAAGAAUUCAUUCCUCAACUACAAUGUAUCCUGUAUCCUCACCAUGCCUCAGUAUAUGAGACAGGGCUAUGGCAAGAUGCUCAUUGAUUUCAGUUAUUUACUUUCCAAAGUCGAAGAAAAAGUUGGCUCUCCAGAACGUCCACUCUCCGAUUUGGGCCUCAUAAGCUAUCGCAGUUACUGGAAGGAAGUGCUUCUUCGUUACCUACAUAAUUUCCAAGGCAAAGAGAUUUCUAUCAAAGAAAUUAGCCAGGAGACGGCUGUGAAUCCCGUGGACAUUGUCAGCACUCUGCAAGCCCUUCAGAUGCUGAAGUAUUGGAAAGGCAAACACCUAGUUUUAAAGAGACAGGACCUGAUAGAUGAAUGGAUAGCCAAAGAGGCCAAAAGGUCCAACUCCAAUAAAACCAUGGAUCCAAGCUGCUUAAAAUGGACCCCUCCCAAGGGCACUUAAAGUGACCUGUCAUUCUGAGCCAGCGAGCCCCAGCAGUAGGAAUCCGUACCCUAGGGAUCUGUCUGUCAUUUCUGUUGCUCUUGUGAUUGGCAAGUACAGUAUCCUUUGGGAAGGCCAUCCCCCUCAGACUGUCCUGGCUCCGACCUUCGUGUACACUGUAGACGCUGGUUCUGAGGAACUGUUGUUUCGGCCUCAGUGAGGUUGCCUGGAUGGAUCUGUAUUUGGCUUGAGUGCAGAUCCCUCAUAGCACUGACCCAAGGAGUUCUGUUAUGGUACUGUACCUGUCCAGUCACUGGUUCCCUCCUCAUGUUCUCUAGCCCCAUGAGGUGUGUCGUGUCCUUGGAACUUUGUACUAGUGCUUCUUCCUGCCUGGUCACCAUACUUCCAAAUGUGGUUGCCACCAAAGGGACCUUUCCAUUUACUCCUUACACAUGUCUUGUGGAGAGGCAGCGAUGAGAGGCAGCACUUGUGAGUAUGUGUAUGUACUAGGGAGGGGUCCUUUCAUCUUGAAUUUCAUCUCACUGUAACUUUUUUCCUCCGUUUUUGUCAAAAGACUUGUUUUUGAUCAGUCUCAGGCUGACUGAAGUUUCCCAGGGAUUAGUCUUGAUAACAACACCUGAUCCGUCUGAACAAGAUGGGAGAGGAAUAAGAGGUGGUGAUUUCAUGUUUGCAUUUUUGUUCACCUAUGGGCACUGGGCAAUGUUGUGGUGAAAGGAAAUGGAUAGUUCUUUUUGCCUCACCAGAAAGUGUCCAGCAGUAAAUAUUUUCUUGUAUUCUUUAUUCCCUGCCCCAUUAGGAUUUCAGGUGCCAAUAUAAUUUCCAGUUCUUUUUCAUGCUACAUGUUAACUGGCUAAUUAUCCUGCAAAAUCUUUUUACCUGCCUGUACCAGUAUAGGAGCACCUAUACUUCCACAUAAGUUGCACUGAUUUUGUCCAGAGUGUCCUGGGAGAAGUGGAAAGUGAUCGAAACUGUGUCUCAGCCCGUGACUCACUCAGCACAGUAGAGUGACCACCCUGCUGAUGUUUGCUUCUCUUUUCAACAGUGCCUCCCCCCUCCCCCAGGCUGAAGUGCUUCUGCCCCUCCAAGAACGGCUCCUCAAGUUCCUUUUUGGGAUGUGCCACCAUCCUGGUCUCUGCUCUCCUAUUUUUGGUGGUGUUCAAGUGAAGGAAGAGAUGUUCCCUCUAAUUUCUCCCUGGCCUGUUAUAUAACCCGCUAUCUUGGGGCAGCUUUUGAUGUCUGACAUAUGUCACCCUUCCCAACUUGGUCUCCUCCAGCACUGCUGUGUUCACAUGGCUCCCUCACCACAAUCCCGACUCUGGUCAUUUGUGCCUUUCUCUUGUCAUCUCUGUACACUACUUAUAUUCACUGUGGGUUGGGGGAAGCUGAGUUUAAGCAUGUUCAGUGGUGGCUCCCCUCCAGUGUCAGUGUCACUGUUAAAACGUAUCCAAAAGCAACUUCACUGGGGGUUUUCUUACGGGGUAAGGGCCUUUUACAGAUGCUGACCCUCCCCACACGUGGUAGAAUGUGCUCUUCUGUAUCUACGACUCAAUAAAGCAUGUUCUCUGCUCA
Jaculus jaculus (lesser Egyptian jerboa) is the source of this 3543-nucleotide messenger RNA. It is a transcript of the gene Kat7, whose product is annotated as lysine acetyltransferase 7. Gene Ontology annotation, molecular function: histone acetyltransferase activity; zinc ion binding. Gene Ontology annotation, cellular component: nucleus. Lineage: Eukaryota; Metazoa; Chordata; Mammalia; Rodentia; Dipodidae. The record is from RefSeq and is a predicted model, not a curated record. The coding region runs from base 139 to 1974 and encodes 611 amino acids. The transcript is spliced from 15 exons. Gene Ontology annotation, biological process: regulation of DNA-templated transcription.